CAUACAUAUGUAUUUGCGCGGAACUCAGUUGCGCGCUAAACUUUUCAAUCGUCGGGCCACACCAGUUUCACCAGGCUGUUCGAGAGAAAUGGAAUCGUCGGCGCUUACAUCUGUAGGCCUCCUAAUACUGCACGCCAUUCUCCCUGUAGGGGAGGCGGCUCUACCGUAUCGCUCUUCAUCGUAUCACUACAGUCAGCACUUUUGCAUGGACACACAGACUGGGCGCCAGCUGUAUGUUGGUGAGGUUUUCACACGCCUGGGCCUUUGCAUUAGGGUUCAGUGCCUGGGCACUCUGCAGCUCUGGGAGGACAGUUGCUUGGUGCCGAGCUCCAUCAAGGGUGACUGCAAGCCCGUUCCGCCUACAGAGACUAAUUUUGAAUACCCCAGGUGCUGUCCGCUGUACGAAUGCAAAACAUACGAGUCGAACGCGGAAGGAACAUUGAAGCAAACCAACACUUAUGACCACAAUGGUUCGCUGCGCAUGUCGCACCUUACCGAAGUGAUAGUCAUAAACAAAAAUUCGCGGUUAGAUCAGGAGGACACUCCUAUAGUGCCAAUACGCAGAAACCAUGUGUAAGCUAUGCAACCUACAUAGCUUUUUUGCGUUUAGUUCUAAUUGAUAUUGUGAUUGUGUGGGAUUUAACCUUAGUUAGGUGUAGUAUCAGCUAUUGCGUUGUAUGUGUAUGGAAGGAAACAAUAAAAAGAAGGAAAUGUGGACAUAUGUAUGUACAUAUGUACAGUGGCUCCAUCGCAUAAUCGG
Drosophila subobscura is the source of this 760-nucleotide messenger RNA. RefSeq lists its product as uncharacterized. Bases 8 to 577 code for a protein of 189 amino acids. NCBI's taxonomy places the organism in Eukaryota, Metazoa, Arthropoda, Insecta, Diptera, Drosophilidae. The transcript has 3 exons. The record is from RefSeq and is a predicted model, not a curated record.